Molecule: messenger RNA, 1540 nt
Organism: Sinocyclocheilus grahami
Lineage: Eukaryota; Metazoa; Chordata; Actinopteri; Cypriniformes; Cyprinidae
Product: mitogen-activated protein kinase kinase kinase 11-like
Exons: 1
Coding region: 701-1540 (279 amino acids)
Biological process (GO): positive regulation of apoptotic process; protein phosphorylation; microtubule-based process
Cellular component (GO): centrosome
Molecular function (GO): protein binding; JUN kinase kinase kinase activity; ATP binding
Source: RefSeq, a predicted model, not a curated record
AGAGGGAGGAGGAGAGUCGGCAGUCAUCUGAUUCUUUUCCUGUCCCACCCUCUACCGGACUGACGGGAGGAGUUCACGGUAAACGGGCUCAACGCACCGACUUUGCGAGCGUCUCUGAGCCGCGCGAAUGAAGACGAUCGACGCGGAGCGGUAGAAACGACGCGACGGCAUUGAAACAGCUAGACGCGAUCAGCCGCGCGCCUCUUCCUGCUCCAGCCGCCCAGAAAGAAGUUCCAGAACUCGAGCAGAACUUCAGAAACCCAUCAGACCCGCGAUGAUCGGUCCGGACGGAGAAACCUGACGACGCGAUCCAGCCGAGCGCGUUUCUGAGCGCGUUUGGCCGCGGGUCGAAGCGGCUUUUCCUGCUAUUCUUCUUCUGAGCGCUUCCUGCUCGGGCAAAACCACCAGCAGCUAAAAAUACUGAGCCCUCAAUGGAGCCCUGAGCACAGACUUCAACUCUCCAGGGCCGAUGCCGAUGGGUUUUAGAAGGACUUGAGAUCUUGUUGAGAUGUUUUCCUCUCCUAUGUGAUGUUUUCGGGGUAAAUGCUCCUCGAGUGACUGAUUUGGCAUCUACAUGGGGAUCGAUGUCUGAUGGAGACGCUUCCACCGAUGAUCCGGGCGUACAGGGUUGUGACGAACCCACCUGAACUUCUACAUCACACUUCUUCUGAUUUCACUCAAAGCGCCUUGUAAACGCUCAAUGGAGCCACUGAAGAACAUAUUCUCCCACGGGCCGCUGUCCCCCUGGAAGAGCCUGGAUCAGAAUCAGAAGGGCAGCUUCACCAACCCGGUUUGGACCGCUUUGUUCGAUUACGAGGCUGCGGGGAAAGACGAACUCACGCUGCGUAAAGGGGACCUGGUGGAGGUCCUGUCUCUGGAUUCAGAGAUAUCCGGAGACGAAGGAUGGUGGGCGGGAAAGGUCAACAACAAGGUGGGAAUCUUCCCCUCCAACUACGUCUCCUUCAAGCCCAGCGGAUACGGUGAGCUGCAGGGCUCCAGUUUGGGACCGAGCGAGUUGGAGCCGGAGACGGUGGACUUCAGCGAGCUGAGUCUGGAGGAGGUCAUUGGGGUCGGCGGGUUCGGGAAGGUCUACCGAGGGACCUGGAAGGGUGAGUUGGUGGCAGUGAAAGCGGCCCGUCAGGAUCCGGACGAGGACAUCAGCGUCACAGCCCAGAAUGUCCAGAACGAGGCCCGGCUCUUCGCCAUGCUCCAGCACCCCAACAUCACCGCGUUUAAGGGCGUUUGCCUGCAGGAGCCUAACCUGUGCCUGAUCAUGGAGUACGCGUCUGGCGGCCCGCUGAGCCGCGCUCUGGCCGGACGACGGAUCCCACCGCACGUUCUGGUCAACUGGGCGGUGCAGAUCGCCCACGGGAUGCAGUACCUGCACAACGAGGCCAUCGUCCCCGUCAUCCACCGAGACCUCAAGUCCAACAACAGUGAGUCCACGUCCUUCUGUUCUAGACAUGCUCACUUUCCAGCAGACAUUUAUGCUGUUUUAUUCCAAGAUACUUACUUUGGAUUCAAGCUGUAUAUUAUAUAA